AUGACCAUCAAAAUGAACCUUAAUCGUGGCAUAAAUGCCACUCAUCAACCUCAGACUGAUAAAGUGAGUUGGAAGAGACUUGUCUGUAUCAACCAAGCUUCUCUUAAGAGUAUUUUCAUAACUUGGUUGGCUCUACAGAGUAGAAUAGUGACUAAGGACAGGCUUAUUCAAUGGAAUAUUAACUGUGAUCCUUUGUGUUUCUUUUGCCAAAAAUUUGAUGAGAGUGUUGCUCACUUAUUUUUCUCCUAUUCUUACUCUAGAGAAAUUUGGCAGAAAAUCCUUGGUUUGUUGAAAAUUCAGAAGAUAGUUCAGAGUUUUGAUCUUGAACAACAGUGGGCUACAAGGUAUUGCAGGAAAUCUAGCAGGAAGUGCAGGCUUUAUUUUAAGUUCUUUGUUGAGACUGUUCAUAAUAUCUGGUUUCAGAGAAACAAUCUAAUUUUUAAUGGCAGUUGUCAACCUGCAGACUUGGUCUUCAAAGAUAUUGAUUAUAGGGUUGUUGUUAGGUGUACUGAAUCUGAUCGAAAGUUUUUGUAUCUGUGA
Messenger RNA from Chenopodium quinoa (quinoa), 540 nucleotides. RefSeq lists its product as uncharacterized. Bases 1 to 540 code for a protein of 179 amino acids. The record is from RefSeq and is a predicted model, not a curated record. The transcript has a single exon. NCBI's taxonomy places the organism in Eukaryota, Viridiplantae, Streptophyta, Magnoliopsida, Caryophyllales, Amaranthaceae.